AAUCUGAUCAGCUAAACAUGAUGACUCGAACACUACCUCCUUUAGGAGCAAGCCUCCUAAACUCCUUGUUGCCAGUCACCAGCCGUACAGUCCCGCCAAGGUUACAUGGACUGGAUUUUCCUGAUUCAAAAGCAGCUAAAAACAUCCAGAACCUAACAACAGUUUCCUCUACAAAAGUCCUUGAAAAUAAAACUGAAAAUGUGAUGCAGAAGACUGACACGGAUGAUGAUUCUGGUGAAGAGAGUGAUAUAAAAAGCCUUGGUGACACUUCGGAUGUCUUGAAUAUGACACAUGUAUUGAGCCUGAACCCUAAUUGUGAUACAGCAUCAUUGACACCUAUUAAUAAGAAGAAAAAUAAACAAUUGAAGUGCCAUGGUAAGGGUGGGUAUGCACAGACUGGUUUGGAUUCACAGCACCAGGCCUCAAAAAGAGAAAAAGAACAUGUUUUCCAGUCUGCAGUGGCUUGCCAGACUGAUUCCAUAUUGGUUGAGAAUACUGACUCUAAUUCAGAGUUGCGUUUUCACACUAGUAAAGGAGAAUCUGGAAAAAUGACUACUAAUAAAAGGAGCAAAUGUUUGGGUAUUGAGAGUUCACUGGUGUGCAGGAAAAGCAAAAACUCUGCAAUAACAAAUGUGAAAAUGCUUAUUGUAGAACCCAGCACAGUUGUAGCAGUGGCCUCAAAGGAGCCCAGAAAUCUCAAGUUAGCAGAGCCGGACAAAAGAACAGAAAGAGAUAGUUGUGAAAGUAAACCACAAAGUAAUGGUAGUGUUUUAGCAGCUAAAAAUAAAUGCUUUGGAUCUCAGGACAGUUUCAUAGAACAUUCUUUAAAGGUUAAGGUAGAUAGAAAGGAGAAGUUUGUAAAGCAGGUAGCAGUACAUAUGACAUCAUCUUCAAGUGAAGGAACUGGACUUUCAGAUAAUGUCAGAGAAAAUAAAAGAUGGAGGAAAGUGAGAAGGCCAGAAGAACAAGAAGGUGAUUGUGUAAGUGAUAGUGAGGAACAGGAGGACAGUGUACAAAGUAGUGGUGGAAAAUGGAAGAAUUCAAGAAGGGAUAAGCAGUCAAAAAUCAAUAUUUUGUUAAAAAAGGCAUAUAGAAGAAAACUGAAUGAAAUCCAUAAGGCAAGAAAUCAGGAGGAGGAAGAAGUUUUAAGUGGACAGAUAAACUUCAGAAGUGAUCAGGAAAGUGAUAGUAAAGAAGAUACCAAGGGAGAAAUGCACAGUGAGAGUACAGAUGGUGAAUGUAGAAGUUUAACAGAAGAGUGUACAGAAGAAGAAAGUACUGAAGGAAUUGAGAGUGAAGCCCUGAACACAAAAGCAAAUACUGACGAGGGAGAGUCAGAUGAAGACUGUGAACUGAGUCAGAAUGCUGACCUAGAGUCUACAGCAGAGGGAGAAGCAGAAGACAGUGAAGAUGAGAAGGAGGUUUUCUCAGAGACUGUGAGUAAGAAUGGUGAAGAUACAAUGGAUGAUGAUACUGUUGUAUCUGAAGAAGAAGAGAGUCAGGAGAGUAGGGAUGAAGAAGGCCAGGAUGAAGAUUGGGACACAAGUAGUGUUGAAGAGGAAGAAAACAGUGUAGUUGAAGAAGAGGAGGAGGAGGAAAAUGAAUCACCACAGAAGACUGAAGAGGAAUAUAGUGAUGAAGAAGGUGAAGAAGGUGAACUUGAAGGUGAAGAAGAUGAAGAAGAGGAGGAGGAAUGUGAAGAAGCUGAAGAAGAGGAGGAGGAAAUAGAAGAUGAAGAGAACAGUGAACUGGAAGAGGAAGAUAUAGAUGGUGAGGAGGACAGUGAACAGGAAGAAGAAGAGGAGGAAAUAGAAGAUAAUGAGAAUGAAGAAGAAGAUGAAGAUACACAAGAGGGAGAUGAGGAAGAAAUAGAAGAGGAAGAGAAUGGUGAGGAAGAGGAGGAGGAAGAAUUUGAAGCUGAACAAGAGGAAGACAGUGAAGGGCAAGAUCAGGAAAAUGAAGUUAAAUGUGAGGAAGAUGAACAGACUGAAGAGAGUGAAGAAGAAAGCACCACAGAAAACACUGGAGGGAAAGCAAGAUGGCAACACAAGUUUGGUCACAACAUAGAAAAGUAUAACAAAAAACGUACACUUACUGGAUCCAAGCAAGCAAUAAAAUCCAAGCACCAUCUUAAGAAUGGAUCGCAUAAUUCACAACAGUUCUGGAAUAAUGUGCUACCCCAUUAUUUGACAUUAAAGUAAUUCUGUUGAUUCUGUCAGUUAGUUCGGUACUCUGAAUCUUACAAGCCUUCUUUCAAUUAUGUAUAACCACUCUGAAAAUAUUUAUGUCCUCAAGAAGUAAGCAUUACUUUGUGCACUGAAAAUGAAUUCUUAAAGUGCCAAUCUUUGAGUAAACCUUUACAAACUCCUUGUGAUGCUUAGAAAAGGAAAAUGUUCAUUUUAUAUAUUAUUUUGUAGCCUUAAGUUCAUUUUUUGCACUACUGUUUUGUAAAUUUGCUUACAAACAGUGCAUUCUGCAACACACUUUUUUAUGUAAAACUGAUUUUAUUGAGUCUGCAUCAUGCUACUGGCUAUAUUUUGGAAACUAGCCUAAAAGAUUAUUCCUAUGGAAGGCUUUAUCUGUGAACAGCAAUAGAAAUUGCACUCUAGCCCAGUAUGUGCCAUGUAUUAAAAUGGUUUAUUUCAUGAAUUUAUCUUUUUUUUUCCUCACUGUGAUAAAUACUAGUAUAUAUGGCUAUA
Molecule: messenger RNA, 2699 nt
Organism: Protopterus annectens (West African lungfish)
Lineage: Eukaryota; Metazoa; Chordata; Ceratodontiformes; Protopteridae
Product: ABC transporter F family member 4-like
Exons: 4
Coding region: 18-2201 (727 amino acids)
Source: RefSeq, a predicted model, not a curated record